Molecule: messenger RNA, 2220 nt
Organism: Penicillium salamii
Lineage: Eukaryota; Fungi; Ascomycota; Eurotiomycetes; Eurotiales; Aspergillaceae
Source: the annotation of a GenBank genome assembly
AUGUCUGCUGAAGCUCCCACCACCGCUCCUGUCGCUGAGCCCGUUGCCAACGCCAGCCCCGAGGUCAAUGGCGCCCCUGCUGAGGUCGCUCCCGAGGCUGCCGGCGAUGCUGCCAACAACCAGCCCCACUCUGCUUCCCUCUACGUCGGCGAGCUCGACCCCUCCGUGACUGAGGCUAUGCUCUACGAGCUUUUCUCUUCCAUCGGCCAGGUCGCUUCCAUCCGUGUCUGCCGUGAUGCCGUCACUCGUCGUUCCCUGGGCUACGCCUACGUCAACUACAACAACACCUCCGACGGUGAGCGUGCUCUCGAGGACUUGAACUACACCCUCAUCAAGGGCAAGCCUUGCCGUAUUAUGUGGUCCCAGCGUGACCCCGCUCUGCGCAAGACUGGUCAGGGCAACGUGUUCAUCAAGAACCUCGACAACGCCAUUGACAACAAGGCUCUCCACGACACCUUCGCUGCCUUCGGUAACAUUCUGUCCUGCAAGGUCGCCCAGGAUGAGUUUGCCAACUCCAAGGGUUACGGAUUCGUCCACUACGAGACUGCUGAGGCCGCCAACAACGCCAUCAAGCACGUCAACGGCAUGCUGCUGAACGACAAGAAGGUCUUUGUCGGCCACCACAUCUCCAAGAAGGACCGCCAGAGCAAGUUCGAGGAAAUGAAGGCCAACUUCACCAACAUCUACAUCAAGAACAUCGAUCUCGAGAUCACCGAUGAUGAGUUCCGCAUCAUGUUCGAGAAGUUCGGAGAUAUCACCUCCGCCACCCUUAGCCACGACCAGGACGGUAAGUCCCGCGGCUUCGGUUUCGUCAACUACGCCAACCACGAGAGUGCUGAGGCCGCCGUUGCCGAAAUGAACGAGAAGGACGUCAAGACCCAGAAGCUCUACGUUGGCCGUGCCCAGAAGAAGCAUGAGCGUGAGGAGGAGCUGCGCAAGCAGUACGAGGCUGCCCGCAUGGAGAAGGCUUCCAAGUACCAGGGUGUCAACCUCUACGUCAAGAACCUGACCGACGACAUUGAUGAUGAGAAGCUCCGCGAUCUCUUCACUCCUUACGGUACCAUCACCUCCGCUAAGGUCAUGCGCGACUCUGCUGAGCGCUCUCCUUCCCCCUCCGAGGACAAGGAAGAGGACAAGGAGAACCAGGACUCCGAGGAGAAGCCCGAGGAGACCAAGACCGAAGAGAAGACCGAAGAGAAGACCGAAGAGAAGACCGAGGAGAAGACUGAGGAGGACGAGUCCUCCGAGGACAAGUCCGAGAAGAAGGGCCUCGGCAAGAGCAAGGGCUUCGGUUUCGUUUGCUUCAGCAGCCCCGAUGAGGCCUCCAAGGCCGUCACUGAGAUGAACCAGCGCAUGAUCAACGCUAAGCCCCUCUACGUUGCUCUCGCCCAGCGCAAGGAUGUCCGCCGCAGCCAGCUCGAGGCCAGCAUCCAGGCUCGCAACACCAUCCGCCAGCAGCAGGCUGCCGCCGCCGCCGGUAUGCCCCAGCCUUACAUGCAGCCCGCCGUCUUCUACGGUCCCGGCCAGCAGGGCUUCAUGCCUCCUAACCAGCGUGGCGGUAUGCCUUUCGCUCCCCAGCCUGGUAUGCCCAUGCCCGGUAUGCCCGCUGGCCGCCCUGGCCAAUACCCUCCCUUCCCUCAGCAGGGUGGCCGCGGCAUGGUUCCCGGUCAGCCCAUCCCCCCUAACUUCCAGGGUAUGCCCAUGGGCAUGCAAGGCCCCGGCGGUGUCCCCAACGGCAUGGGUUACCCCAUGGGCCAGCAGUUCGGUCGUGGCGCUGGUGGCCGCGGUGUUCCCGGUAUGCCCAUGAACAUGCGUGGUGGUCCCGGAUUCGGCCGUGGCGGUCCCUCAAUGGGCCGUGGUCAGGGUCGCGGUCAGCCCGCCCCUGGUGGUCAGCCCGCUGGCGAGUCUGCCUCCUCAAACCCCGCUCUCCUUGCCGCUCCUCCCGCCCAGCAGAAGCAGAUGCUCGGUGAGGCUCUUUACCCCAAGAUCCAGGCCCAGCAGCCCGAGCUUGCUGGCAAGAUCACUGGUAUGCUUCUUGAGAUGGACAACUCUGAGCUUCUUGGCCUGCUUGAUGAUGAGGAGGCUCUCCGCGGCAAGGUCGAUGAGGCCCUUAACGUCUAUGAUGAGUACAUGAAGAACAAGGGUACCGAGGGUGAGGCCACUGAGCCCAAGGCUCAGGAAGCCCCCAAGGAGGCUGCUACUGAGGAGAACAAGUCUUAA